Messenger RNA from Dicentrarchus labrax (European seabass), 4057 nucleotides. RefSeq names its product murine retrovirus integration site 1 homolog (gene irag1). The transcript is spliced from 23 exons. Bases 90 to 3266 code for a protein of 1058 amino acids. The record is from RefSeq and is a predicted model, not a curated record. Lineage: Eukaryota; Metazoa; Chordata; Actinopteri; Moronidae.
CUAAGGCUAGGACAAAAGAAACCAAAUCAGUCCAGGAGCUCUCUGAGACACAAGCAAAGCUCCAGCAAGCAGAGAAGACGAUCACUGAUAUGAGGGAGCAGGUCUGCCACCUGCAAGCCUCUCUAAGAUCUGCACAGGAGUGUGUUGCCGAGCAAAAGAACAGCAGUGGAGUUCUUCAUAUUGACAAGGGGACCAGCACUGAGAGAGGGGAACAAGACAGAGCUGUGGAGAAGGUUGUGAAGGAUCAGAGAGAUGCAGCGGUGUCCACCGAGAUUACAGGUGGAGCAGCCCCAGAACAGGAGCAAACCCAGCUUCAGGUGACUGCAGACGGCCUUCUGGCGACCCUCAGAAGGAUGGAGGUGAUGGUCAGCAGCGCCCUGGUGACCGCCGAGCAGGUGAGAGAGAGCGAGGAGAGGGUGAGCCAGGUGAGAGUGAGGAUGGAGAGCAUCACCCAGAGGGUGGAGGAAGCUCUGGACAGAGCAGCUCACACUGACAAACAGCUCAAUGUUCUGGAGGCCAGAAUCACAGAACAAGCUCCAACUCAGUCUCCAGGACCCAGUCUGCCAUCUGAUCCUGGAACAGACGCAGCAGGCUUUACGGCUGAGUCCGAUGUGGAGCCUGAAGACAGAGACAGAACGGAGAGUCCUCCUCCAUCUCCUGUAAUCCCAGAAGUCUGUGAGCCUCCACAGCUACCCAUGAAUGGUGGCAAAGGACGAGGCAGCUGCAGCAAGCUCCAGGAAGAGGAGGAGCACUUGCUGCCGGGAUCUCCUCUUGAACAAACUGUUCAUAACUUCAAGGAGUUCUCUGACGCCCCCUGUGCUGCUGAGAGUCCUUUUGUUUUCCCCCACACCCGCUCACGCCCCCCACUCACCCCCGCCAUGCCCACACUGCCUGAGGAAGAGGAGGACUCCCCCGAGGAGCUGGACAGUUCCUCCAGCUCUCCAAGUACAUCUGCACCAGGUGAAAGUCGAGCUAUCGUCAUGACUGCCCCCACCAUCGUCUACCCACAGCAGGCCACUAUUGUCCAACAAGAUGGACGACCCCUCGAGCCGGCCAGGCCACACAGUCCCAGAGCUCGCCUGGCUAGAAACUCAUCUGGAGGACCCAUCACAACAGUCGACAGCACAGGUAAUGUGAUCGACCUGGUGAAAGAUCAGCUACCAGAGCUGCAGCUCUCUGACGAGGAUCGACAGAAGAACCUUGAGCUGCUCGAACAGGCCAAAAAGGUCAGCGACCGCUUCCUUACGCGCCGCGGCCGCCGCUCCACCGGCAGCCUCACAGAGUCGCCCACAGGUCUUUCUCCAACUCCAACGCCGUCAUCCUCGCCAUGUUCAUCUAGAAGCAGUUCACUGACUGUGGCUCCUCAUACUGGAUCCACAGAAGCAACCCAUGUCAGCUCACAGUCGGUUGGGCAGCAUCUGGAGGUUCCUUCAGUGCAAGAACGGCAUGACUUAACGCCUCAGGAUCAGGAGGGCAACAGACUUUUGGUGGAUUGGAAGCCCACUGAGAAGAGGAAAGUGUCCUCUGGGACUCUAACACCCCGUUUUGCUGUUCAAAAGGAGAACUGUGAUCCUGCUGUACCUAAGAGUCCUCCAACAGUCAGUAAAGGGGAUGAGGGAGCUAGCCGAAACUCCAACCAAGCCCCAGCCACAGGGGUGGCCAAGCCUGUCCCCCGCCCCCCUACUCAACAAGCCCCCUGUACAGCAGAGAUCAAGACGAUUGGGGCCUUCCCUCCACUAAUGAGGGCUGUUUCCUGGGACGCUGUAGGCAGCCUUAAUUCUAGAAAUGGAGCCCCGAGUUUUCCUCCCACACCAGAGGAUACCUUCUCAGACAAGCCCAGGGAUGCUGUCUUUAAAUCUUCAGGGUACAAGGACCUCCCCACCCAGCCAGGGGGUGUACAUAAGCUGUCUAAACUCAAAGAGGAGCACAAGCUGAUGCGUAACCAAAGCAUAGUGGGAUCCAAGUUACCAGACUUGAGUGAAGCUGCUGAACAGGAAAAAGGUCCUACAACCUGUGCAAACUCAGCCAGUAGUGAGGAGGCGAGGGAGAAGUCUGACGCCAUGCCAAACAUUUCAGAUGUGAUGCUGAGAAAACUCAAACUACACCGAGGUCUACCAGGCUGUGCACCCCCACUCACAGAAAAAGAAGUUGAGAACGCAUUUGUCCAGCUGUCACUGGCAUUUCGGAAUGACAACUACACUCUGGAGAUGCGGCUCAAACAGUCAGAGAGGGAGAGGAACCUGACUGAGGAAGACACUGAGAAAGAACUAGAGGAAUUCAAAGGAGCACUGAAGAUGACUUCACCACAGUGGCAGAACCUGGAGCAGCGUGAGGCCUACCAGCGCCUCAUAGAGACAGUGGCAGUGCUGCACCGACUGGCCACACGGCUCUCCAGCAGAGCAGAGAUAGUUGGAGCUGUGCGACAGGAGAAACGUAUGAACAAGGCCACUGAGGUCAUGAUGCAAUAUGUGGAAAAUCUGAAGAGGACAUAUGAGAAGGACCAUGCAGAGCUGAUGGAGUUUAAGAAGCUGGCCAACCAGAACUCAAAUCGCUGUUAUGGAGGGUCUGUAGACACUGGGGAUGAUGGAGUUCCAAGGCCAUCAAGAUCAAUGUCCCUCACCCUUGGAAAGGCUCUGCCCAGGCGUAGGGUUAGCGUAGCGGUGGUGCCUAAGUUUAACCUCCUGAAUAUCCCAGGUCAGACUCCAGCCACAGCCAGCCCAGGGCCUGGCCCGGGACCAGGCCCAGGCCCCAUCAUGGGACCCACCUCUAGUGCUGCUCUUCCUGUUCUGUGUGAAGCAAAUGAUGUGAAAGGCAAUGCUCCCACAGAGACGGCACAACCAGCAGCAGAAUGUGGAAAGAGCGUGUCGGAGCAGGAAAGUGAGCCAGCCAAGCCUUCAGUCAACUUAGAGGAGAUCAGAGCCGAGAUCAGAGCUGAGCUCAAGGCAAAGAUCGAGGAGGAGGCGUAUAAUAAAGGCUUCCAAGACGGACUGAAGCAAAAUAAAGUGCUGCAAGAGGAGAAGAAUGAAGAGAAAAAUGCUGAAGAGAAACAGCUGGAAGUGAAAAAUAAAGAUGAAGAGAGUGGAAAGAAAAUAAAAACAACCAGGAGGAUGGAGGAGGUCCUGGUUCUUCUUGGUCGUUUUCUUCCCAGGAUUUCCUUGAGUCGGCGUCUACUCUGGAUCGCCCUGACACUGUUUGUGGUGAUGUGUCUGGUUAUCAGUAUUUUUACAUUCUUCAGUGACUACUACAACAGACGUGAGGACACGUAAGCAGAAAACGACUUGUGCGAGGAAAGAUGAAGAGCUUUGGACUAAGUGUAGCAGCACAACCAAAGAACAGAACAGAAUAACGGAGACGGCAGUUGUCCUCUUGUCUCUGUCAGUUUACCAUAUCACCACGCUCGAACUCACUUGAAUCAAUGACCCUGACUCUCGAGGGCCAAAGACGUUUUGGGAGGCUUUAUGGAUAAUGUUGCCUUUAACAGCAUUAAGUUAUAAUUUCGUUUGGAUUGAGGAAUUGAGAGAAAAAGAAAAUCUGUUUAGGGACCAAUUAUAUAGUGUGAUAAUAUAUAACUAUAUAUAUUUAAAUUAGAUGCAUACCUAAUGAUUUGUUCUGUUUUAGGUUCAUCUUGAUGAUGAAAUAUUUCCAUUAAAUGACGCAAUGGAAAAAGUGUGUAUUUAUCUACACUCUAAUGUUAAAGUAUAAUCUCUCCGGUCCAGUGGAUAAUAAAACUCCAGAGAGAUUUUGAAUUGAUAUAUAAAGAUAUAGAAAACAAAGGAAUGUUUUUAUUUUUUGUUUAAUUUCUAUAAUGUGUAUUUAAAGACUUUAAGAUAUAAGCACAUUCCAGUGUAGUUCCUUAAGUGCAAUAUUUUGCAGCUGAUGGUUCUCAUUUGUGCCAUUUUGGAUUGUGUCUUCAGAGCACUGAGAGAUUUCCUUCUUGUAUGAGAGCACUGUUUAGAUGGCAUGAGGCUUGUUUUUAUCUUCUUUGCACAUGUGUUGUUUGUUCUCUGUAGAUUUUAUGUUUUGCCACUUCACCUUUAAAUAAAGGUGCCUGAAAACA